AUGCAGACUGAGGCUUGGGACUCGGCUUGUGUGAAUGGGAGAUAUGUAACAGGGGCUAUGUACAAGGAAGUGAAUGGGUCUAGACCAAAUGUCUCGUGGAAAAAUCUGUUGAGGGGCAAUUGGGCAAGACCAAGAGCUUUGUUUGUCUUAUGGUUAGCUUGCCAUAAUAGACUUCAUACAAAGGAUAGAGUGGAAAGGUAUGGCAUUGUUACUGAUGGAAAGUGUUCCUUCUGUGAUGUUAAUGAAACAUGUGAUCACCUGCUAUUCCAAUGCAAGGUUACUGGGGGGAUCUGGACACAAAUGCUUGAAUGGCAGAGAGAAAAUCAUACACCCCAGAACUGGGAAGCAGAAUUGAAAUGGAUCCUGAUGGCAAGCAAAGGCAAGAGCCAAAGAGCAAAAUUGAUGCGAUUAUGUGCUGCUGAAACGGUAUACUAUGUAUGGAUGGCUAGGAACAAGAGAGUGUUUCAACAAGAACAUGGGUCUGCGUUUAACAUGCUGGAUAUUGUAGAGAUAAUCAAGGAAAGAGUGGCAUUAGAUAACAAGCUUAGGACCUAUGUUAGUACCCUAUAA
Molecule: messenger RNA, 570 nt
Organism: Vicia villosa (hairy vetch)
Lineage: Eukaryota; Viridiplantae; Streptophyta; Magnoliopsida; Fabales; Fabaceae
Exons: 1
Coding region: 1-570 (189 amino acids)
Source: RefSeq, a predicted model, not a curated record